AUGACAAGUGCUGCUCCUGCUGCUUGGAGACAGGCUUCGGCCUUCUCUAAGCGUCUUUCAACCUAUCGUUACCGCGCUCCGAGAGUACUCGCCACUGGCUUGCGCGCCCGGUCCUAUGUCACCGAAACCAAAGUCGGCCAGGCCCAGGUCAAUGUUGAUGCUGCAAUCAAGGAGGAACAAAAGUCGUUCAUGAAGCAGGCUGGUGUGGCCCCUAGCGGUGUUAACCUGCCCGGUUCGGCGACUUCCGGCGAUACUGCAAUGAGCCCAACGGCCGGCAUUCUGAAGCAGGCCACCGUCAUGGACCAGGGCACGCGGCCCAUCUAUCUCGAUAUGCAAGCUACUACACCCCUCGAUCCCCGAGUUCUCGAUAAGAUGCUACCUUAUCUCACCGGUAUCUACGGCAACCCGCACUCACGCACACACGCUUACGGUUGGGAGUCGGAGAAGGGUGUUGAGGAGGCUCGCGAGCACAUCGCUAAGUUGAUCGGGGCCGACCCCAAGGAGAUUAUCUUCACAAGUGGUGCGACAGAGAGUAACAACAUGAGUUUGAAGGGUGUGGCGCGAUUCUUUGGUCGCUCCGGAAAGAAGAACCACAUUAUCACCACUCAAACUGAGCACAAGUGUGUUCUGGACAGCUGCCGACACUUGCAGGAUGAAGGAUUCGAGGUCACCUACUUGCCCGUUCAGAGCAACGGUCUGAUCCGCAUGUCUGAUCUGGAGGCCGCUAUGCGCCCGGAAACUUGCAUUGUCAGUGUCAUGGCUGUCAACAAUGAGAUUGGUGUGAUUCAGCCUAUGGAGGAGAUUGGUCGUCUCUGCCGGUCUAAGAAGGUCUUCUUCCACACCGACGGUGCGCAGGCUGUCGGAAAAAUCCCAUUGGAUGUCAACAAGCUGAACAUUGAUUUGAUGUCGAUUUCCAGCCACAAGAUCUAUGGUCCUAAGGGCAUUGGUGCUUGCUUUGUGCGCCGUCGCCCACGUGUUCGUCUUGACCCUCUUAUCACCGGUGGCGGACAGGAGAGAGGUCUGCGCAGUGGAACUUUGGCUCCGCAUUUGAUCGUGGGCUUCGGUGAGGCUUGCCGUCUUGCCACUACAGAUAUGGAGUAUGACACCAAGCACAUCGAGCGCUUGUCGAAGCGCCUGAGCGAGGGACUCCUUGCCAUGGAACACACCACACUGAACGGUGACCCAAAGGCCCACUACCCCGGCUGCGUGAACAUCUCAUUCGCCUACAUUGAAGGAGAAUCCCUCCUGAUGGCCCUGAAGGAUAUCGCCCUAUCAUCCGGCAGCGCCUGCACGUCCGCCUCACUGGAGCCCAGCUACGUGCUCCGCGCCCUGGGUAGCAGUGACGAGAGCGCCCACAGCAGUAUCCGCUUUGGAAUUGGACGAUUCACCUCCGACGAGGAAAUCGACUACGUUCUCAAGGCUGUCCAGGCCCGUGUGUCUUUCCUGCGUGAGCUGAGCCCGCUUUGGGAGUUGGUGCAGGAGGGUAUUGACCUCAACACCAUUGAGUGGAGCCAGCAUUGA
Penicillium soppii is the source of this 1521-nucleotide messenger RNA. RefSeq names its product IscS subfamily cysteine desulfurase. NCBI's taxonomy places the organism in Eukaryota, Fungi, Ascomycota, Eurotiomycetes, Eurotiales, Aspergillaceae. The record is from RefSeq and is a predicted model, not a curated record. Gene Ontology annotation, molecular function: cysteine desulfurase activity; pyridoxal phosphate binding. Gene Ontology annotation, cellular component: mitochondrion; nucleus; cytosol. The coding region runs from base 1 to 1521 and encodes 506 amino acids. The transcript has 2 exons. Gene Ontology annotation, biological process: [2Fe-2S] cluster assembly.